AUGUUUAACUGCACAGAAAGUGAAAAAACAUGCCGCCGCCAGAACCUGAAAGCUAAUCCUGCUCCAAAAGCAAAGUUUUGUUCAAAUGUACCUGAUACAGUUACUGAGCAUGCCGAUAUAUUCGAAGAAUCACGCUUAGUGUUCUUUUAUUCCUGUUGCGAUUGUUGUAAUCUCGAUCGAAUCUUUCUUCCAACGAUCCCAAUCGAAGAAAGAAAUUUCGGCACCAUUAUCUUUAAAUGUAGGAACGUCAACCUGGUCUAA
Messenger RNA from Trichomonas vaginalis G3, 261 nucleotides. RefSeq lists its product as uncharacterized. Lineage: Eukaryota; Parabasalia; Trichomonadida; Trichomonadidae. The coding region runs from base 1 to 261 and encodes 86 amino acids. The transcript has a single exon. The record is from RefSeq and is a predicted model, not a curated record.